AUGAAAGCUUUGCUUUCUUCGGGUGGGACUUUCAUCGAGCACUUGGUGGGCUGAUAAUAACAUGAAGCAACAAUGGCAGUUCAUGUUCGUAAUCCCAGAGAACGACAUCAGACACACGAUCUCAAACGUCGCCGCCGUGAAGACGAGCCAUCCUCGCAGCUUCCGCCAUCUCCUUCAUUCUCUUCCCCGGCGUAUCCUCACCGUCCGUCAGAGAUCUUACGGCUCCCGCGAUCUCCUCAGCUUUCACUACCUCUCUGUUCGCAGCGACGUAAUUCAUACGCAGCUCCAGCUCCAGACAAGCAAAUAGCAAACAGAAACUUAUCUGGCUCGGCUUCCACUGAAUCAUCUUCCUCCUCAUCAACUUCUGAUCGGAUGAGCAACCACUUGAUCUGCCUUGAGAAACACAUGUUCUUCACUGCGUUGUUGGAUCGAGUUCUUGUCUGGUCAGAUGAGCAACUGCUUCGCUCAUACCUUUGGUCUCCAAGCUGUUGUUCAGACACGAGACACGGCAAAGACUUGAUCCUUCAAGCCCCAUCAAGGACAACUUAUUGACGACUUGAGCUCUGUUUUUCAAAGCUUUAUUCUUACUAAAUUGAGCUCCAAAGUCAACAGCUUCUUCUCGCCAUGACUCGCUUUGCGAGAGUGAAGACUGCAACACCUUACAAGGCGUGCUCCAGCUUAAUACUGCCAUGUUAUGUUUCCACUCGGCUUCACAAGAUUGUUCACCGCGCAAAACGCAUUCCAACCCGCCGUUAAGCUUGGCUUCUCGAACAGCAAAGAAUCUGACGAAAUGACAUCAGUCAUCACACCUCCAUUAAAAGCUCUUGCUUCUCUUUGCCGACUUGUUCUGUGGAACACAGAGCUUACCACCAUCUCAGCUCAGACAAGAACGAUCCAUUGAGGCAGAGCUCACCACCAUCUCAGCUCAGACAAGAGCAAUACAUUGAGAUAAGUUUUCCCAAUAUUAACUAAUUAUUAUCAUUAGACCACCUUCUUUAAAACGUCAAAAUGCACGUCUAUUGAUAGUUUGGCAGCUAAUUGCUUUAUUAAAAUUAUUGGGAAAGUUAAUGGAUUAUGGUAGUCAUACGUAAACCCUUGUCCCUUGCUAGGAAAAAUUAAUAUGCUAGCAGCAAGGAAAAAUAAAUAUGCUAGCCCGAGUAUCAAGUCAUAAAGCAUAUCAACUCUUACAUUUUUUUUUGUGAGUUGCAAGGUCUAAUUAUUAAUGGGGUUUAAAUUUUAUUUGUGAAGAUUAUCUCUUUGGUGACUCGAUCUCGGCGACCAUGAUUCAGUCUUGAUACAUUCAGUUUGAUUCCGGCGAGAGCGGAGAUGAUGAGCCAACCACCUCAUCCCCUCAUCACCUCGUCAUUUGUUUCACAGGGUCGACGGCGUCUCGUUCUUGUGAAUGAUGCACUCAUCAAACAUUGUGCUUCUUUAUGCUCCAUCAACACCGAUGAGCCCGAGCCCGACCUCACAAAUGAACGUCAUCGCAGCCUGACGAACAUACAAGCCAACAACUUGCUCGGCACACACGAUCUCAACACGAGACUUCGGGUCGGCAAUAGUUCGGUGUGGUUUGUCAUAUUAGGAGGAUUCCAUCAGGAAGAUUUGAGGAGCAAUAGAGAUUUUGUCUCUGUUCUGCAACUAUAUGUGUUCCUAUGGUUCAUCUUCACUAAAGCUGGAAAGAUAAUAUACAGUGAGAAAGGCACUAUGUUGGCAGUUGAGCUCUUAAAGAAUCAUGUCGUUCUUCUAACAUGGAGCUGCAAACAACCUUUGAAUGGAAUCCCUAAUUCCCUAGAUCAGAUUUCUUGUCAAUGGAGAUUUUUAAUGAAGCACUAGAUUGAAUUACUGGAAACAAGAAGGAAAGGACAUAAAUUGCUCAUAAACAUGUUAGGAAUUAGAGAAAAUACAAGAAAAUCCUAAGAGCAAGAAAAAAUGUAGUUAAGAAAGCUUCAAAUUAGUAUUUGCCUUGGACAAAGUAAUUUAUAUCAGUAUUGAACUUAAAACGAUCGAAAGUAAUAUUUAUGUUUAUUUUUAUUUUGUUUUGCUACGUUUUAUAUAUGUAAAUGAUGUGUGUAAUAUAUAGUUUUUUAACAGUUUA
This is a messenger RNA of Brassica napus (rape), 2098 nucleotides long. RefSeq lists its product as uncharacterized. Bases 1327 to 1836 code for a protein of 169 amino acids. NCBI's taxonomy places the organism in Eukaryota, Viridiplantae, Streptophyta, Magnoliopsida, Brassicales, Brassicaceae. The transcript has 5 exons. The record is from RefSeq and is a predicted model, not a curated record.